Messenger RNA from Prinia subflava (tawny-flanked prinia), 2192 nucleotides. Its product is annotated as probable 2-ketogluconate reductase. Bases 294 to 1277 code for a protein of 327 amino acids. Lineage: Eukaryota; Metazoa; Chordata; Aves; Passeriformes; Cisticolidae. The record is from RefSeq and is a predicted model, not a curated record. Gene Ontology annotation, molecular function: oxidoreductase activity, acting on the CH-OH group of donors, NAD or NADP as acceptor; NAD binding. The transcript is spliced from 6 exons.
CGCGGGACCCCCGCAGGGCGCCGGGACCACUUGUGCCGGGCGGGGACAGGGCCCCGAGCCCCCGAGGGCAGCCCCGGCCGGGCCGGGAGCGGCGGGGAUCUCGCCCGUUCCCAGCCGUCCUUGAGGGCUGGACAGAGCCCUGCGGCCGCCGCUCCAGCUCCCUCCUGUCUUUAGUCCCAGACCUAGGCCCGCCGGGACAGCGGCACAGCCCGCCCUGGGCAGGGAGAACUUCCCGGGACACGCUCUCCGGGGCGGCUGGUCGGGGGCGAGAAGACGGAGCCGGCCCAGCGGGCAUGGAGGGUCAGGAACUGCCUUAUGUGCUAGUUGACUGUAUAGGAGAGAGGCUUGGAGUAUAUGAAGACCAUGCUGGAUUUCUGAAGAAACAUUUUCAUCUCAUCACCAUGAAAGAAUAUCUUGAAAACAAGACAUUUCUCAGCAAAAAGAUUAGAGCUAUCUAUAUGUGGUUUCACAAACCAGUUAUUAAUGAAGAGCUGCUCCAGAGCUUGCCUAACUUGAAGGUAGUUGCAAGUUCUGGAGUGGGAAUAGAUCACUUGGACCUGAAACUCCUCUCCAGCUAUGGUGUGAAGGUGUCCAAUACUCCAUUUAUUGUUUCCACUGACACUGCAGACAUGGGGAUGGCUUUGUUGCUGGCAUCUUCCAGGAGACUUGUGGAAGGCUAUGAGAUGGCAGUCUCCCCUGACACAGAGUAUUUCCCUGCUGACUGGCUGGGGGCUGAGGUUUCUGGAGCAACCCUGGGGAUUGUGGGAAUGGGCACCAUUGGUUACAAAGUGGCUGAAAGAGCCAAAGCCUUUGAAAUGAAGAUUUUGUACCACAACAGAAAUCAGAGAAAAAAGGAAGAAGAAAGUGCUGUUGGAGCUGUUUACUGUAAGAAGAUAGAUGAUUUGCUCCAGCAGUCAGAUUUUGUGCUGCUGGCUGUGAACCUAACACCACAGACACACAAACUGAUUGGGAAGAGGGAGCUGGAGCUGAUGAAACCCACUGCCAUUCUUAUUAACAUCAGCAGAGGUCUGGUAGUACAUCAGGAUGCUUUGGUGGAAGCCCUUCAAAACAAAGUUAUUAAGGCAGCUGCUCUGGAUGUGACAUAUCCUGAACCUUUGCCAAGGGAUCACCCCUUGUUAAAGCUGAAGAAUGUUAUAAUAACUCCUCACAUCGGAAGUGCCACUAAGAAGACACGCUGGGUUAUGAUGGAGGAGAUGGUAGAAAGCAUAAAGGCAGGCCUGGCGGGUCUCCCUAUCCCUCGUGAGGUGCUGCCCUAAAGCAGCUUCCAUUUAGGAUUAAUACCAUCAGUGCAGAAACAGUAAUUUGAUCACUUUUCGUGUAAUUAUCCCACAUUAUGCAGAUAAAGUAUAUAAAACACAGGUUUAAUUGAUUUAAAUACCCAGCAGCGGUUCUGUUGGAAAACUGCAGGGUUUUGUCUUGAUCUUCAAAAGAAAACUCCAGAGUAUAGAGUCUUGCCUCAGUGUCAUUUACUUUCCUCGCAUCCCCUUACAACUGUCUGCAGCUGCAGCAGUGUAAUAAACAUGGAAUGUUAAUUCAUGUUGUUAUGGAUUAUGGUAUGUUAAAAAUCAGAAGUAACCACUGUAAAUAUGUUAUAUGAAAAUGUAACCUUAGUUCCAGCCAGGCUCGGAAUUUACUAAUCCUGAGGCAGGCACCACCCUAGAAUUACCACGUAGGAAAAGAAAAUGAAUUGUCGGGAAACCCGGGCUCCGUCUUUGGCAUCAGAAAGGAGGACACAUUAAGAUAAGCAAUCAGUCCUUCCUCUCGUGGACAGCCGAGACAUCAGAAUAUCAUCGUCGUUUCGAUCUCCGGACGAGAACGCUUUCCAUUCACAAACCUCGGUUUCCAUUCACCCACGGGAAGCCCGAAAUUGGCACCUCUCCCUACCAGAGGAGAAUCUUUUCAGCAGACCAACGACGACGAUGAAUUCGAAUAACCAGUCCCGGGAACAAAGAGACAAAUCUUGUGCCAGGGGCAAAAUAAAGUGUAUAAAACCUGAGCCCCAAACAAGGCAAAUUUGUGAACUUUGGGGGGUCUGCAGUGCGCUAGAGACUGCGUCCCCGUUCACCCUUUGAUGAUCUCCCGGGUCACUGUCUACGUAACUCCGCUGGGGGUUUUUACCGAAAUUCUGUAAUUUGAUUUUUCAAUAAACAAAACCAUAUUUUCAAUUGGAA